AGAUGGCGGACGCGAACAAGAAAAGGUGAACCUGGACUGUUUGUUAUAUUUUGUAAUAUUCUCGGAGAUCAAUCGAUGAAAAAUUGCUCUGUGUUCCACAGGAGAUUAUGCGACAUGGAUGCUGAAGAGUUUAUGAUGCAUGGGUUUGAUUCAGACGUUUGUGAGGACGACAACGAACCUAAAAUGGCGGCCAAAAACGUUUCUCAAACAGAAGUUAAAGAUUGCUCCCAGCAACAUACAAAAAAGUCAAAAAGUGCAGAUCAUAAGAACCAGCUUGCAAGGUUAGAGGAAAAGGAUCCUGAGUUCUUCAAGUUUUUGAAGGAAAAUGAUAAAGAGUUACUGGAUUUUAAUGACUCGGAUACUGGCUCAGAGGUGGAAAGUGAUGAUGAUGAUGAUGAUGAUGAUGAUGUUGAAGAUGAUGGUAAAAGCAAAGACAGCAAGAAUGAUAAAAAACACAAAAAAAGCACAGAAAAGACGGAUGAAUCUGAUGAGGAAGAUGAUGAUGAUGACCUGGGUGAGGAAGAUACAGAAAACGAAAAGGAUGUGGGCAAAACAGUUACUCUGGAGAUGAUUAAACAGUGGAGGACAGGGCUUGAGAAAAAUUCACUUCACUCCCUGAAACAAACCCUUCGAGCAUUCCGGUCAGCUGUGCAUGGAGCCCUUGACAUUGGUGGUGAUGACAAGUCACAGCCACGUUUGACAUUCAAAGUUGAGGGAGACACAGUAUUCAAUGCUAUCAUUCAGCUUUGUUUGAAACAAGUUUACCCAGUGCUGUUUCACCAUGUUGGAGGAACACAUAACAAACAUGGAAAAAGAGUUCUUCCUUCUUCGCAUACAAAGUGGUCUCAAGUAAAGACACCAGUCAAACAUUACCUCAAUGAUGUUUUGCAGCUCCUGCGGACCCUUGCUGAACCGUCUAUGUUGUGUGUAAUCUUGCGGCAUGCACAGCAGUUGUCUCCUUACUAUGCAUGCUUCCCCAAGGUGGCUAGAGCUUUUAUUAAGCGAUCAGUCAGAAUGUGGAGCCGUGGUGAAGAACAUGUCAGGGUUCUUGCUUUCCUUGGCAUCAGAAAUGUCGCUACCAUGAUGCCAUCUUCACUCUUAGAGUUUUCUGUCAAGCAAUUGUACAUGAAUUUUGUGAAGAAUACAAAGUUUACGUCUCCUAAGACAAAGCCAGUCAUCACCUUCAUGCAGAACUCGCUUGUGGAGAUUUUCAGUUUGGACGAUCAUCUUACUUACCAACAUGGGUUUGUGUACAUCAGGCAACUUGCAAUUCACCUCAGGAAUGCUAUUAUGCAGAAAAAGAAGGCUUCAUAUCAGUCGGUAUAUAACUGGCAGUAUAUUCACUGUCUUCAUCUUUGGUGCCGUAUAGUCAGUGAAGUGAAGAGCAAUGGUCUCCUUGAUCCACUUAUUUAUCCUUUGGUACAAACAGUCAUCGGAGCUAUCAAACUCGUCCCCGCUGCGAGGUAUUAUCCCCUGAGAUUUCAUUGUAUUCGUUCUCUAAACCUGCUGUCCCAGUCGACAGACACUUAUAUACCAGUGGCGCCGUUUUUAUUGGAGAUCCUUGAGUCUGCAGAAUUCAACAAGAAAACCAAAAUGUCCACAGCAAAGCCGACCGAGUUUUCGUGCAUACUGAAAGUCUCCAAACAGCAGCUAGGGACUAAACCUUACCAGGAUGCUGUGGUGGAUCACAUAUUUGAAUUACUUCUGGAGUUCUUCUCCGUGCAUGCGCACUCAAUAGCCUUCCCUGAAAUCGCUCUCCCUGCUGUAGUGAGGUUAAGGAAAUUCAUCAAGACAACCAGCGUUCCAAAAUAUCGAAAGCAGCUCAAGCAACUUGUUGACAAGAUCGAAGAAACAUCGACUGAGGUGACAAACCGUCGCUCUAAAGUGUCCUUCAGUCCUAAAGACAUUGAUGAAGUGGAGAGGUGGACAGCUCAAUACAGACAGCAACCAAAUGCUAUUGUGAAGUUCUACAAGACUUGGAAAGCCAUGAAACCAUCCGUAACACAGAAUGAAGAGUUAGCAGAGGGUGAAAACGACAUGAACGAGGAAACUUCCGACGAUGAACAAAUAGAAACUCCAAAGAGAAAGCGUGGUAGCUCUGACAAUAAGAAAGAACAAGAGAAGCAAACGACGAAGAAAAUGAAAAAGAAUUUAAAGAAACCCGCGGGUGAGAAGAAUACACAGACAACGAAUGAAUCUAUGGAUGCAGACAAGGAAGACAUUGUGGAAGACUUUCAGUUUUCUUCUGAAGAAGAUUAGCGAUGAUGUCAUGUACAAAAAAAACUUUGAGAAAUAAUCCGUCGUAAUUUGUCAAAUCCAACUCGUGAUGGCUGAAUGCCGUUAGGUAGAAGUAAAUACAGAUACUGAGGGAAUUGAGAA
Messenger RNA from Orbicella faveolata, 2379 nucleotides. Its product is annotated as nucleolar complex protein 2 homolog. The record is from RefSeq and is a predicted model, not a curated record. Lineage: Eukaryota; Metazoa; Cnidaria; Anthozoa; Scleractinia; Merulinidae. Gene Ontology annotation, molecular function: histone binding; transcription corepressor activity. Gene Ontology annotation, biological process: ribosomal large subunit biogenesis; negative regulation of transcription by RNA polymerase II. Gene Ontology annotation, cellular component: Noc2p-Noc3p complex; nucleolus; nucleoplasm.